Messenger RNA from Strongylus vulgaris, 420 nucleotides. The record is from the annotation of a GenBank genome assembly. Lineage: Eukaryota; Metazoa; Nematoda; Chromadorea; Rhabditida; Strongylidae.
AUGACUUGGCGUAGUAUGAUCUUGCUUUUAGGUCACUGUUAUGUGAGAGAUCGUUUUAGUUUGUAUGUGCGCAAGCGGUAUGUUCAAAGGGAUUCGGCUUCUUACUUGUAUUGGCAGUUUACUCGUAACUCACGACUUAAUUUUUUUUCAGAUGAACUUCUUUGGAGUGUUGUCCUUCACGGCGCCGUACCUGCCUUGGGUUCUACUGCUUUUCUCACUUUUGCUAGGGAACAAUGCGAUAGUAUCGCUUGCGGACAUUUCUACUUUUUCCUGGAAGACGUGUUCCCUUACCAACAGCAUGGUACACGCUUGCUAGUGACCCCUGGCUGGUUGAAAUGGAUAUUUGAUGAACGACAGGCAGAUCCUGUCCCUGAAGAGGAACGGCCAGGUGGUUUUGGAUGGGGUGUGGAAGACGAAUAG